AAGAGAGAUGUAACGAUAUGCUGAUUAGCGGUGACGAGGGAAUCAAUAAUGUAUAUAUACUGAGCACGGGACAACAGACCCGGUCUAGAGAGUCACAGGACCGUUAUACCAGGUGCAAACAUUUCAGGUGUAUGUAGCAUUUUCGAUACAUUCUAAAUUGCCGUAUUUACCAGAAAUAAUGGAUUCCCCGAGAGUUCGCCAGACUUACACAAGUCGACUUUCGAGUAACAGCAGAGUGGACGUAAAUGCCUCCAUGGACAUGAACAAUGUUCCUCCCGAACAUCUAAAGUACCGAUCACCACUUGUUUCCCGGUACGCUAGCCCAGAGAUGGCGUACAACUUCAGCGAAAUGAAGAAGUUUUCCACAUGGCGAAGACUUUGGACGUGGUUGGCGACAGCUGAACACAACCUGGGACUAGAUAUUACAGAGGAACAGAUUUCACAAAUGGAACAAAACAUCAAUAACAUUGACUUCGAAAGAGCCACACAGGAAGAGAAACGAGUACGUCAUGAUGUCAUGGCGCACGUAUAUACGUUCGGCGCGUGCUGUCCUUCUGCCGCUCCCAUAAUACAUUUGGGCGCCACUUCCGCCUACGUUGGAGACAACACUGACUUGAUAGUCAUGAGAGAUGGCUUCGACAUUUUAUUACCCAAACUGGCCCGGUGUAUACAAAGGCUGUCUGUCUUUGCCAAAGAGUACAAAGGUCAACCGUGCCUAUCUUAUACUCAUCUACAACCGGCCCAACUCACCACUGUGGGGAAAAGAGCGUGUAUUUGGGUACAAGACCUUUUAAUGGACGUUCGGAACUUGGAGACAGUACGGAACAACAUCCGGUUUAGGGGAGUUAAGGGGACAACAGGCACACAGGCAAGCUUUCUAUCCCUGUUUGACGGCAACGAUGAAAAGGUUGAAAUAUUAGAUAAAUUAGUAACGGAAGCUGCUGGUUUUGUAAAACAUUUCAUGAUCUGUGGUCAGACAUACAGCAGAAAGGUGGACGUGGACUGUCUGAGUACGUUAGCCAGUAUGGGAUCUACUGUGCACAAGAUAUGUACGGACAUUCGGUUACUGGCGAGCUUCAAAGAGGUAGAGGAACCCUUUGACAAGGAACAAACAGGGUCUAGUGGUGUACCGUACAAACGUAACCCUAUGAGGAGUGAGCGUUGCUGUGCCUUGGCGCGUCACCUGAUGUGUCUGGUCCAGGACCCGCUAAUGACAGCGUCUGUUCAAUGGAUGGAACGGACACUUGAUGACAGUGCUAAUAGGAGAGUUUGUUUGGCAGAAGCCUUCCUCACGGCAGACAUAGUUCUCAGUACUCUCCACAACAUCUCGGAUGGAUUGGUGGUCUACCCAAACGUAAUAGAAAGACGAAUCAGACAGGAAUUACCAUUUAUGGCGACUGACGUGAUCCUAAAGGCAAUGGUCAAGGCUGGUGCGAACAAACAGGAAUGUCAAGAGAAAAUUCACGCUAUAUCCCAAGAGUCCGGAAUUGAAAUAAAGCAAUAUGGUGGUGAAAACGACUUUCUGGAACGGAUUAGAAAAUCUUCAUAUUUCCAACCUAUUUACCACGACCUCGAUGACCUAUUAGAUCCCAAGAAUUUCAUUGGCCGAGCUCCAAACCAGGUAAGCAGAUUCCUGGAAGAGGAAGUGAAACCAAUCAUAGUAACAUAUGCCAACAUAAUGGAUGACAUCGCACAACUUGACCUUUAACCUGGGACAGUCUCUCUGCAAAAAUCUAAUGUUCGUCUAACCUUGUUUCGCCAUAAUAUUUCGCAAAAAUCUGAGGUCAAAAAGUAAAAACAACAAAAAACAAAAUAAAAAAAAACAAACAAAAAGACGCAUUCUGUGUGAUCCAACGUUUAAUACAACUGAAAUCUCGCGAUUUAAAUUGGUUAAUCUGAAAAUGAUCGAGCGACUUCCUCAGUGUUUUAAAGAAUUAAAAAUGAGCUGACAGUUAUCAUGAUUACAGCGAUCGAAUAGCAAUGCCGGUCACUUGAAAUCCUCAAUUAAGGAUUUAACAGAAUAAAACCACACAUCGUGCACUACAAUCCCCAUCUAUAUGUGUUAAAGCCAGAACAUUAUUUGAUUUCCUUUCACUCGUGUUCCUUCCUGGCAGAAUAGUUCCAAUACAAUCAAUAGAGAAGUAUUUUUAAAAUGUUACAUCUAAGUCUGCUAUCUUGAGGGUAAAAACGAUGCGGAAAGGAACAAAGGUAUCACUCUGGAAAGUCAUUACUAAACCCUUGCGGUAAAUCUUGGGAAGAUAUUUCAACUGUGCAAAUGUUGACAGAAAAACAGAAAUAGUUAUUUGCAUGAUUUAAAAUGCUAACCAUAACCUUAUAUCAUUGUUAGUAAAUGUUGAUCGUACUUCCAGUGACAUCUUCAAUUACAAGGAGGUUGUUUUAUCCAAUUGGUAAAUUUUGGGGAGUUUUAAGCGAAAAAGCAUUACUUACUCUUCUACUUUAAAAGGAAUACCGAUAAUGACGAGAAAAUAGCCAUCUUUACAUUAAUACGACAGAUUUACUCUCAAAAUAAACCACAUUCUUCGAGUAUUAUGUCCUGAUAAUUACCAAUUCGACCCGAACUAUCACUCAUUACCGCAAAGACAUACAGUAUUUGUAUGCGAUACGCUUUUGUCCUCUACAUUUCGGCGUUAGUUUCAUUACAUGUAGGUACAAACACUCGUAUCAUCAUCGUUUGGACAUUACUUCAUCAAUAGAAAUUGUGCAUGCUUCUGAUGUCCGAACGAAGGAAUGUCCCUUUAAAGAAUCGCCACCUUCUAAUAUUAUGGGUUGGUAAAAUUAUUAUAUUGUUUUAAUGAAUUGUUGUAUAAUUUAAACUAUUUGUUAAUUUGUGCAAAGUACAUUGUAUCUGUAAUAAAUGUCAAGCUAAGUAUUC
Molecule: messenger RNA, 2893 nt
Organism: Pecten maximus
Lineage: Eukaryota; Metazoa; Mollusca; Bivalvia; Pectinida; Pectinidae
Product: adenylosuccinate lyase-like
Exons: 13
Coding region: 179-1708 (509 amino acids)
Biological process (GO): 'de novo' AMP biosynthetic process
Cellular component (GO): cytosol
Molecular function (GO): N6-(1,2-dicarboxyethyl)AMP AMP-lyase (fumarate-forming) activity; (S)-2-(5-amino-1-(5-phospho-D-ribosyl)imidazole-4-carboxamido) succinate lyase (fumarate-forming) activity
Source: RefSeq, a predicted model, not a curated record